This is a messenger RNA of Leptomonas pyrrhocoris, 2964 nucleotides long. Its product is annotated as putative ATP-binding cassette protein subfamily D member 2. Gene Ontology annotation, biological process: long-chain fatty acid import into peroxisome; peroxisome organization; very long-chain fatty acid catabolic process. NCBI's taxonomy places the organism in Eukaryota, Euglenozoa, Kinetoplastea, Trypanosomatida, Trypanosomatidae. Gene Ontology annotation, cellular component: peroxisomal membrane. Bases 376 to 2964 code for a protein of 862 amino acids. Gene Ontology annotation, molecular function: ATP hydrolysis activity; ABC-type transporter activity; long-chain fatty acid transmembrane transporter activity. The record is from RefSeq and is a predicted model, not a curated record. The transcript has a single exon.
AGUUUUCUUUGUGUACGUCUUCGGCGAUGCUUUGGGCGCAAGCUGUGAUGAAGAACACCCCUGCCUACAUAUUGACUGUCCUUUCAAGUGUCUCCUCUUUCUCUUUGCGGCUAGAGGCGUCUUUUUGUGUGCCAGCUCGCAACUAAAUCGUUCCGCCACAUAUUCAUAUAUAUAUUCUACUGCGUUGUCUUCGUUUGUUUCUCAGUUGAUCUGGUCAGCUUUGACCCAACUCACCAGGUUUGCUGGAGCACGAAGCUUGGGCCCCUUACGAUUCGCAGAUAGAUCGACUCCUCCCGUUGCGCUGCGCCAUCAGCGCACAGCGGUUGGGUUUUCUCUCCUGCCCCUCUUUCUUCUUUCUUCUUCUUACCCUUCACCAUGGCCACCACGGAAGCUCUUUGCGAGUACGUGCGCGAGUACGCGGCGUCCCGUCUGCGCGACCCCGUCAUGGUGAGCUGGGUCGGUGGCAGCGUCGCCCUGCUCACGACGAUGUACGCCACGUCCAGCGGGCGGAGGAUGGUGCAGGCAGCGCCGCCGCCACGUGUGCGCAACAUCGUCAAGACGAUGGUGGAGGAGGCCAAGGCGGCCCCGCCAUCCCCCUCGAAAGGCACUGCCCCUGCGCCGGCCGUCUCAGCCCCUUCCUCGCCGGCCUAUCCAGCCUUGCGCGCCGCGGCCUUAUCGGAGGCGAUCAACGCGGCCACCGCGGCCGUCGUCCGCCACGCGCGCGACCCCGAGGAGGUCUCGAUGCUGCGUCACUUUCUGCACCUCCUGCGCAUCGCCAUCCCCACCGCACACGGCCGUGAGGCGCGGAGCUUGGCGCUGCUCUUUGCCCUCAUGAUCACCCGCGCCUUUGUGUCGGUGCGGAUUGUCGACGCCAGUGGUAUUGUGAGCCGCACCGCGAUCGAGGGCAACCUGGGCAGGAUGUUUAAGGCCUUGAUCACCUUUGGCCUCUCCUGCGUGCCGGCGGCCCUGCUGAACGUGACGCUGGACUACUACUCCGAGCUUCUGGAUUUGCAUUUCCGCGAGAAUGUCACCACCUAUCUCACUGAGCGUUACUUGAAGCGGCGGGUCUUCUUCCAGCUGGCGGGUCUGCACGCGGUCGACCACGUGGACCAGCGCAUCACCGAGGACGCACGCAACUGGUCGCGGGUGGCGGCCGCCCUCUUCACCAGCAUCCCGCGCCCCUUCAUCGAGGCGGUCAUGUUCACCUACACGCUGUACAAGCAGACCGGCGUAGUCGGCCCCACCGCCACCUGGGGCUACUACUUGGGCUUCGCCGCGUGGGUGUGGUUCUUUGCACCCAAUAUGGACUGGCUGGUGGGGCAGCGGAUGGAGAAGCAGGGUGCCUUCCAGGCGGCUCAUCAGGACGUGCUCACCCACGCCGAGGAGAUCACCAUGACGCGGGGCUUUCCCUUCUACGAGAAGCUGCUCCAGAGGCUCUUCAAGGCCGUCACGGAUCAGUCGCGCUACGCCGCCUACGUGUACGCCCGCUUUAACUUCACGGAAAUCAUGUACAACAAAUACGGGUCGGUGCUGAUGGGCUACACCAUCUGCGCCGUGGCAGCCAUUCGGCAGAAGGCGAUCGCCAGCACCGCUGAGGACGCCGCGUCGACGCUGACCAAGGCGGCCUACACUUUCAAGACCCUCGCGACGGCCGUUGGGCGGCUGCUGUGGAACAUCAAGCUCAUCAUGGUCGUCGGCGGCUACACCCGCCGUCUGACACAGUUCAUCAUCGCGCUGGAUCGCGCCGAGAAGCUAGCGGAGCUGCAGACGGACCGCACCGCGCAGUCCCCCGCCACGCGUGGUCCGACGAAGUUCCAGCCGACGAAAGAGGGCGGCGCCCCGGAGGCGAGCUUUGAGGACCUCUUUGGACGCGUCGUGCGGGACGAGCACAUCGAGUUUGUCGAUGUGCCGCUGAUUCUGCCGACGGGCGAGUGCCUAUGCCAGUCCAUGUCGUUUUACGUCAAGCCGGGGAUGAAUUUACUCAUCAUCGGCCCCAACGGCUGCGGCAAGUCGUCGACCUUCCGCCUCCUCGGGGAGCUGUGGCCACUGCGUGGCGGCCGCAUCAUCAAGCCCGAGGCGGGGCAACUCUACUACGUGCCGCAGCGCCCCUACAUGUUUGACGGCACUCUGCUCGAGCAGGUCAUCUACCCCCUCAAGCGGAAGGACCUGACGGUGGGGGAGUCGGAGCUGUACGGCUACCUGCAGAUGGCCGGCCUGGACUACAUCUUCACCAAGUCGAGCAUGUCCUGGGAGACGCGGCUGUCGUGGAGCGACGACAGCCUCUCCCUUGGUGAGCAGCAGCGGCUCGCCAUGGCCCGCCUCUUCUUCCACCGCCCGCGCUUCGCCAUCCUGGACGAGUGCAGCAGCCUCAUCGACCUCGACGUCGAGCGGCAGAUUUACAACCGCUGCGUGCAGCUCGGCAUCACCGUCAUCACGAUUGCGCACCGCCGCAGCGUGUGGCAGUACCACAACUGGAUCCUCUACUUCGACGGAAACGGCGGGUACAUGUUCUCGCCGCUGCAGUUCACAGAUGGGGCCUCGGCGCUGGUGCUGACGUGCGUCAAGUCCGCGACGGACGCCUCGCAGGUCGGGAAGGAGGUGCGCAUUCCCGUGACGGACCGCCUCUGCACGCCGGGAGACGCAAGUGAGGUGCCUCAGAACGGGGAUCGACCUCCCGCCGCGGUUGCUGCCCAUCCACAACUACGCAGUGUGUCGCCGAGGACGGUUGAGCUGGCGCUGCCACCAACGAGAGGCGCUCGAGAUGAGCCGGCGACGAGGACGGAGAAGGAGGAAAGCAAGGAAGACGAGAGCAGCACCUCUGCUGAGGCACCGGCCUCACCAUCCGAUGAGACGGCGUCGCCGACGGGACCGGCGCUCCAACGAGGACGUCGCAACCGCCACCGCAAGGGUGGGUCGGUGAAGGUGAAGAUCACCGCCCCCGGCGAGAACGGCAGCACGGAAUGA